This is a messenger RNA of Oncorhynchus nerka (sockeye salmon), 1804 nucleotides long. Its product is annotated as sialic acid-binding Ig-like lectin 14. The coding region runs from base 80 to 1114 and encodes 344 amino acids. NCBI's taxonomy places the organism in Eukaryota, Metazoa, Chordata, Actinopteri, Salmoniformes, Salmonidae. The transcript has 8 exons. The record is from RefSeq and is a predicted model, not a curated record.
CUUUGUCUCUGUAGGAGGGUGGAUAUGAGACUAUAGCAAGAAAGAUAAAAGCAAGCAAGUCCAGCACUAAGAGGAAGGGAUGGGGAUUGAAAAAUUACCAUGGCAUUUUCUUACUCACUUCUUUUGGCUUGGAGUGAUGGGAGUUGAUGCCUCGUCAUGGACUGCUGAGGUGCCCAAGUCCGUCUCCGGCCUACGGGGCUCAUGCAUCGUGAUUCCCUGCUCAUUCAACUACCCAGAACCAGAGAAGAAGCCCUCCGAAUUCACUGGCAUCUGGUUCAAAGGCACCCAUGAUACUAUAUACCACCCAGACAGCUCCAACAUCAUCAAAGACUACAGGGGUCGUACAGAGCUGGUGGGAGACCUCCGGCAGAAGAACUGCUCUCUCAGAAUCGACCCCCUCCAUGACAGUGACAAAGGAUCCUUUACUUUCAGGAUUGAAAUGGAAGACCAUAACAAGUAUUCAUACAAAGAGGACACAGUCUCCAUUACAGUGAGCAGCUCUCCAGACCCCCCCUCUCUGUCAGUGAGGGAGGAGGUGAAGGUGGGGGAAGUGGUUUCUGCCUCCUGCUCUAUGUCUCACUCCUGCCCAUCUGAUUCCCCUCUCCUAACCUGGAGCCACUCCGGAACACACAGUGUCCAAUCACAGCAGCUGACCAAUGUCCAGUGGGAAGUGACGUCAUCCCUGACCUUUAGCCCCAGCAGCACUGAUCACAACCAGCCUCUGGUCUGCACAGCAGCAUACAGGGGAGGGAAGACAGUGAAAAGUUUGAAAACUCUCAAUGUCAAAUAUAAGAUGUCGAUGCUCUACGUUUCAAUUGGUAUUGCUGCAUUAGUGGUGGUAGUAAUACUAAUUUCCAUGUCAGCAUGCCUUUUGAACAGGAAGGGUGGGAGGAGUCAUAGGGACCUGUCAGUAACCUGCAAGCAGGAAGUGCAAACAGCCAAGUGUGCUUCCUCAGAUCCCUCAACAUCAAGGAAAGAGCAGAAAGACACCAGCAGUGAAAUCCACACAAACUACUACACCAACGAUCACGUAUAUGGAAACAUGGAGAUUGAAGAGGAUGGGGACCCAUACGAGUGUGAUGGUGGAGACGAAGCAGUCUAUGGUAACAUGUGAACACAACAGGAAGCAUGUGGAAGUCAGCUGGCCCAGAGGCCAUGGUGUUCAGUCUCUCAAAGGUUCCGGUAAAAUAUUAACAUUUUAACCCAAUGUAGCAGAACAUAUUAUAUAUAUUAUGUAUAUAUAUAUAUAUAUAUAUAUAUAUAUAUAUUAUAUAAUAUGUUCUGCUACAUUGGGUUAAAAUGUUAAUAUUUUAAAACCAAACUGUUUAUCAUAUAUAUAUAUAUGUAUAAUAUAUUAUAUUUGUUAGCUUGAUGUAGGUUUAUGGUACUAUUGGCUAAAGAAAAUGGUACAUUCUUAUUUGGGCUGUGGCUUUGUGUUAUAUCUUUUACAAGGCUUAUGUUUAUUAUCUAUGGCUUGGAUAAUUUAGAAAGGUUUUUACUAAAUGUCAAUUAUACACAAAAUACUAACCAGUACUUAACAAUAGCUUGUUUCACACUUCCCCAGUUGUCUAUUGCAAUUGUGUGUUGAGGCGGCAGGUAGCCUAGUGGUUAGAGCUUUGGGCCAGUAACCAAAAGGCUGCUAGAUUGAAUCCCUGAGCUGACAAGAUAAAAAUCUGUCGUUCUUCCUCUGAACAAGGCAGUUAAACCCACUGUUCCUAGGCCGUCAUUGUAAAUAAUACUUUGUUCUUAAACUGACUUGCCUAGUUAAAUAAAGGUUAAAAUAAAAUAAACAUUUCAAAUCUGA